AUGACAUCUUCAAUUGCACUUGAGGAAAGACCGUUCACCAGACGCGGAGUGCUAUCAACAGUCAGCUCAUUCUACGAUCCUUGUGGUUUCCUCAGCCCUGUCAUGCUGAGAGGGAAGCAGAUACUUCAAGAGCUUUGUCGGAGCAAGCUUGACUGGGACAGUCCAAUGCCAGACAAUCUUCGUCCAGCCUGGAAAAGAUGGCUGCAGGAGGUUUUUCAUUUGGAGAAGCUCCAGAUAGCCAGAUGUUACAAACCCCAUGACUUUGGACAGGUCAAGGCGGCAGAGAUUCACCACUUCUCAGAUGCACUUAAGAACGGAUAUGGACAGUGUUCCGAUAUUUGCUUUGUGAACACUGAGGAUAAGGCCCACUGUUGUUUUGUCCUCGGGAAGUCUUGA
This is a messenger RNA of Lytechinus pictus (painted urchin), 396 nucleotides long. RefSeq lists its product as uncharacterized. Lineage: Eukaryota; Metazoa; Echinodermata; Echinoidea; Temnopleuroida; Toxopneustidae. The record is from RefSeq and is a predicted model, not a curated record. The transcript has a single exon. The coding region runs from base 1 to 396 and encodes 131 amino acids.